CUCUGCUGAGGAGCUGGUCCAGGCCUGCCUGGGACCCAAAGCAACAGGUGAAGUGUCAGCAGCUAAGUUCAAAUCAGCCCUGAAUGAGAUCUACAUACAGAACGGACAGGUGGACAGAGACUUUGUCAACAGCCCAGCCCAUCACUUCAACUCAGAGGCGUUUGCUCUGGGCCGGCGCCUUAUAACUGAUGGGUGGCCAGCAUCAAGGCCAACGUACAAAAGGAGAACUUCCUGGCUGCCAGAGAGACACUGGGGAGAGUACUACACACACUACAGGACUUCUACAGCCACAGUAACUGGGUGGAUCUGGGAUACACUGAACCCUACGCCAACCUGAUCCGCCCCGAUCUCCCACUGGAAAACCUGGCAGAUGUUAAAACCCCGACCUGCAGUGACUGUGCCAAUGGAGGGUUCUGUUCCAACUCCAUCCUGCCUAACAUCCUUAAUGAGAAGAAACUCACCUCUGGGUACAUGGGGAUCUUGUCCUCAGCUAAGCCUAAAGGUAAGUGUAGUCAUGGCGGUGCAGCUGACCUAACCAGCUCCAAGGCUCCUCGCGGGGGCAUCAGCAAGGAUGAGCGUCGCUCUGACAACGUGGCCCUGCACACCGCUGCUGUCACCGUGGCAACGACCGCAACCCUCCAGCUGCUGGAUGACAUCCGGGGCGCCGCCGGUGACAACAACUACCUACGCUUCAUGGGCAUAGCGCGUUCGUCAGUGGUUGUUUUUGUGAUCGACACCACGGGGAGCAUGAGUGAUGAUAUCCUUGAAGCCAAGAGAGUCGUCUAUGAGAUCAUCGACAGCAAGAAGGGAACGCAGGAUGAGCCCUCCCAGUACAUCCUGGUCCCAUUCAAUGACCCAAAGUUUGGACCCCUGAUAAAAACGACAAACCCUAAUGUUAUGAAAGCAGAGAUCGCUAACCUCACGGCUGAAGGAGGUGGAGACCUCCCUGAGAUGUGCCUAUCAGGGCUCCAGUUGGCGCUGACCGGUGCCCCUGCGUCGUCCAACAUCUAUGUAUUCACAGAUGCCGUUGCUAAGGACAUUGAAUUAAAGGAAACGAUCGUGGCCCUGAUCAGGAGCACCAAGUCAACCGUGUCUUUCUUCAUGACUGAUGAUGGUGCUGGUGCUAGAAGGAGGAGGCGUGGAGUAGAGUCCAGCGAAGCUACAUUCGAGACCUACAAGGACCUGGCGCUGGCUUCUGGUGGUCAGGCAAUCAGGGUCACCAAGGAAAAUCUGCCCCAGGCCACUGACGUCAUCAUCGACUCCUCCACCUCCGCUCUGGUGAUAGUCCUACAGCGAGCGAGGAACCCAGGCAGAGCUGAGACAUUCUCCUUCCUGCUGGACGAGUCUCUGAACAACAUCACCAUCUACAUCACUGGAAAUACCAUCACCUUCACCCUGAAGAACCCUGCAGGUGUGACCCAGAAACAGAAUGAGGUCAACGGGGAACUGGGGACUGUCCAGACGGUGGGCAACCUCUUCCGGGUCCGUCUGGCCUCCAACAAACAGACAGGAUUAUGGGAAAUCAGCAUGAACUCCAACCAGCCCUACACACUGAAGGUCACUGGUCAGAGUACCAUUGCCUUCAUUUAUGACUUUGUGGAGACCUUCGAGGGACCUCAUCCAGGAUACGCCCUCAUCUCUGGCCGUCCACAAGCAGGCAUGCCUGCCAUGUUGUUGGUAUCCGUGUUGGGCAGAAAGGGCCCAGCCUCUGUCAAGGUGGCUGACAUUGCCUUGGUGACAGUGUCAGGGUCAGAGGUCGUAGGCGGGGCCCUGGAAGACAUGGGCAACGGGAAGUUCCUAGUUACGGUAACCAAGGUCCCUGCGGGGGAGUUUGUGGUGCUGUUGAACGGGACAGACGUGGUCUCCUCCACCGUGUUCCAGAGACAGUCCACCACUCAGAUGUCUGUCUCCAAGGUUACCAUCAAGGCCGUGGUGGACAGAAGCAUGGAGCCUGGUAAACCCUUCACCCUUCCCUUCACCGUCAUGACCAAUGCCACUGGAGGCAGCUACAAAAUCAGUGCCAGAAAUGACCGAGACUUCAAAAUGAACGUCCCCGGCAGCAUCGCUGUGACCACCGGAGGAAAUGCCACCGGUGAACUGACCAUCACGGUGCCCGCCAACACCCCCUCAGGAACAGACGUCACCGUGACCAUCGAGGCUGUGGCCCCCGGGGCGUCCGACUCCAACUACGCAGUCCUGCGCCUCUCUGUCGUCACCAAGGUGACAGAUUUCACCCCUCCCCAGUGUGAGAUGGUUAUCGCCUCGUCGGUCGACUGCCCAGCUGACUCAGCAGCCUGCAGCUCCGCCUUCUGGCAGCUCUCUGCCAACCUGACCGACGGUGUCAAUGGCACGGGCAUCACCAGCCUCAAACACCGCCAGGGAGCAGGCAGCCUCACCCACACGGACCUGAAGCAGACGGUUGUUGCAGCAGCGUUCAAUGCUUCAUGCUGCUCUCUGACAGUGGAGCUGGUGGCGGUGGACAAAGCCAUGAAUGUCGGCACCUGUCGGUUUUCCAUCGUCCGCAACGCGGGACCGCCCUCCAUCGCUCUGUCCCUCCCACUGUUGGUCUGUCUGCUGGUCUCUGCCCUCUUCACUACGUCCUUCACUGACUUACUUAUCUGAUUUUAACCUCAUGGACGGACUGACUGCCAACCCGAUACUACCUCUUAAACUUAAAGAAGAUACAUUUCUCAACCAAAUUUCUAUUUUUGAUGUAAAUGGCAUGUUAUAGAAGGGUUCAGAAUACCUGUUUUGUGAUUUCACCUGUUUUUGAGAACUUAUCCCAAAUAGCAAAUGACUUCCUCAUCCUCGUUGUGUAGUAUGAGGCUCUGAAAAAACAUGAACAUUAGGCUCCAAAAACACCCAGAUAUGUCCUUUUAGAAACGGCAAAGCUCUCAGUAUAGUGGUGCAGGUCUUUAGAUGUUGUACACAUGAAAUUGUGCCUUUCAGAACUUUAUCCGCAAUAUUAUAUUCCUUUUUUUCGCCACUCGAGACGUUUCCCCUCCUAUAUCGGGUGCUUUGCCUUAACUUUCUGAAGAUCAACAACGUUUUAUCCUUUCGCCACUCGAGACGUUUCCCCUCCUAUAUCGGGUGCUUUGCCUUAACUUUCUGAAGAUCAACAACGUUUUAUCCUUUCGCCACUCGAGACGUUUCCCCUCCUAUAUCGGGUGCUUUGCCUUAACUUUCUGAAGAUCAACAACGUUUUAUCCUUUCGCCACUCGAGACGUUUCCCAUCCUAUAUCGGGUGCUUUGCCUUAACUUUCUGAAGAUCAACAACGUUUUAUCCUUUCGCCACUCGAGACGUUUCCCCUCCUAUAUCGGGUGCUUUGCCUUAACUUUCUGAAGAUCAACAACGUUUUAUCCUUUCGACACUCGAGACGUUUCCCCUCCUAUAUCGGGUGCUUUGCCUUAACUUUCUAAAGAUCAACAACGUUUUAUCCUUUCGACACUCGAGACGUUUCCCCUCCUAUAUCGGGUGCUUUGCCUUAACUUUCUAAAGAUCAACAACGUUUUAUCCUUUCGACAGGCGGGGAUUUUGUCUUUCUUUAAACUUUCUUUAUUUUAUCAAACGAUGAUGAAAAUGUUUUUUUCUUUUUAUAUAAAUGAUGAUUGCCGAAUAAUGUUGACGGUAUACGGGGCGUGAUGACAUCACUUAACCAUAAAGCUCCCCUCUACACGUGAUGACAUCACUUAACCAUAAAGCUCCCCUCUACACGUGAUGUUAUCACUUAACCAUAAAGCUCCCCUCUACACGUGAUGUUAUCACUUAACCAUAAAGCUCCCCUCUACACGUGAUGACAUCACUUAACCAUAAAGCUCCCCUCUACACGUGAUGUUAUCACUUAACCAUAAAGCUCCCCUCUACACGUGAUGACAUCACUUAACCAUAAAGCUCCCCUCUACACGUGAUGACAUCACUUAACCAUAAAGCUCCCCUCUACACGUGAUGUUAUCACUUAACCAUAAAGCUCCCCUCUACACGUGAUGUUAUCACUUAACCAUAAAGCUCCCCUCUACACGUGAUGACAUCACUUAACCAUAAAGCUCCCCUCUACACGUGAUGACAUCACUUAACCAUAAAGCUCCCCUCUACACGUGAUGACAUCACUUAACCAUAAAGCUCCCCUCUACACGUGAUGACAUCACUUAACCAUAAAGCUCCCCUCUCCAUGUGAUGUCAUCACUUAACCAUAAAGCUCCCCUUUACACGUGAUGACAUCACUUAACCAUAAAGCUCCCCUCUACACGUGAUGUUAUCACUUAACCAUAAAGCUCCCCUCUACACGUGAUUCUAAAUGCCUACUGCUUGCUAAAGCUAUUUCUCAACUAUAAACACAAUGUUUCUUUGCAGGAUCCUUGUCCUGACUUUCCAGAAUCCCCGAAUUGCUUCGCCUUGAUUUUCUGAUUGGCUGGAUACAAGUUUCAACAUCCAAUUAUUUCAGAUCUAUUAGAGUUCAAGUUUCACUGUGGCACCGUGGCGAUACGUUGGCACGUGAUGAUCAUUAUUAGAAUAUGACUAAUAUCAGUCAAGUCUUGCAUUCUAUUCAUGCUGGCUUUUGCCUGAGACGUGAAACAGAUCGGUUGGAGGGCAGACAGACUAUCACCUAUGUAUUAAUUGCCAAUUUGCCUAAAUGGUUAAUGGAAACACUUCAACCACAACGUUUUUAUUCAACCCUAUAGGUGUGAUGUCAUUACGUCCAUCUGUUUUUAUCAGUGGAAACGCGCAGUAGCAGGUCACUUUCUAAAUGUCUACAAAACAUCACCGGGCAAGUUAAUGGAAACAUAGCUAGUGAUGGCGCAAUUGGGCAUCAGGUUACUGUAUGAUAUGAUAAGGAAAGCUAAUAUGUUUUUAACACCUAUCCAGGUGUUGUUAGAUCUGGCAGGCAUCUGCAAAGUUUUCAUCUGGGAACGUACCCAAGGCCAGGCAUCUGCAAAGUUUUCAUCUGGGAACGUACCCAAGGCCAGGCAUCUGCAAAGUUUUCAUCUGGGAACGUACCCAAGGCCAGGCAUCUGCAAAGUUUUCAUCUGGGAACGUACCCAAGGCCAGGCAUCUGCAAAGUUUUCAUCUGGGAACGUACCCAAGGCCAGGCAUCUGCAAAGUUUUCAUCUGGGAACGUACCCAAGGCCAGGCAUCUGCAAAGUUUUCAUCUGGGAACGUACCCAAGGCCACCAUGAAAAUGAAUGUUUCUCGUGUAGAAAAGAGCCAGCAGCUUCUCUCAAGGCAAUUUCUCAACAUGUUACUUGCACUGUAAUAUUGAUGUUUUAAUGUUUGUCUCCAGUUUACCUCUCUGGCGUGAAUAAAAAGCUCUGCUGUCCUGCUGCA
This is a messenger RNA of Oncorhynchus kisutch (coho salmon), 5323 nucleotides long. RefSeq names its product von Willebrand factor A domain-containing protein 7. The coding region runs from base 472 to 2622 and encodes 716 amino acids. NCBI's taxonomy places the organism in Eukaryota, Metazoa, Chordata, Actinopteri, Salmoniformes, Salmonidae. The record is from RefSeq and is a predicted model, not a curated record. The transcript has 16 exons.